Molecule: messenger RNA, 2726 nt
Organism: Benincasa hispida (wax gourd)
Lineage: Eukaryota; Viridiplantae; Streptophyta; Magnoliopsida; Cucurbitales; Cucurbitaceae
Product: auxin response factor 9-like
Biological process (GO): regulation of DNA-templated transcription; response to hormone
Cellular component (GO): nucleus
Molecular function (GO): DNA binding
Source: RefSeq, a predicted model, not a curated record
GCUGCUACAGAGGCUAGUUCCCGUAUAAUAGGACGCGCGCCAAGCCGUUUCGCGAUUCUUUCUCUUUUCUUUUCUUGUGACGGCGUUUCCCCCCCCUCGACGAGCGACAGAGAGGAUCAGCGGUUGAUUUUCGAGCGGUUUCUGUCUCCGGUGCAGUGACGAAGGAGUUUCAGGGGCGUUGGGGGAUUUGUUUUGAGUUGCAUUGAUUUUUGGUGGUUGUUUCACUUAGGAGCUUGACGAUGACUUAUAAUGGAGGAGAUUCGUAUAGGCAGUCUUGUAUUUCGGCCCAAGGUUGUGGAAGAGAUGAUCUGUAUAUGGAGCUAUGGAGGGCUUGUGCAGGUCCACUGGUUGAUAUACCUCGCGUUGAUGAGAGAGUCUUCUAUUUCCCUCAGGGCCAUAUGGAACAAUUAGAGGCAUCGACGAAUCUGGAGCUAAAUAAGAGAAUUCCUCUGUUUAAUCUUGCCUCGAAGAUUCUAUGUCGUGUAAUUCAUAUUGAGCCACUGGCGGAUCAUGAGUCAGAUGAGGUUUAUGCUCAAAUAACUUUAAUGCCGGAAUCAAAUCAAAAUGAACCUAAAAGUAUGGAUCCAUGUCCUCCUGAACAAACUAGACCAGUUGUUCAUUCAUUCUGCAAGGUUUUAACUGCUUCUGAUACCAGUACUCAUGGUGGGUUUUCUGUCCUCCGAAAACAUGCUACUGAGUGCCUACCUCCCUUGGACAUGACUCUGGCUACCCCAACUCAGGAUCUGGUAGCCAAGGAUCUUCAUGGAUAUGAGUGGCGAUUCAAGCAUAUUUUCAGAGGACAGCCACGAAGGCACCUGCUGACAACUGGGUGGAGUACAUUUGUUACUUCUAAGAGAUUAACUGCUGGGGAUUCCUUUGUAUUCUUGAGGGGAGACAAUGGAGAGUUGCGUGUUGGGGUGAGGCGUCGUGCUCGACAGCAAAGCAGCAUGCCACCAUCUGUGAUAUCAAGUCAGAGCAUGCACCUAGGGGUGCUCGCAACUGCAUCUCAUGCUGUUACAACUCAAACCCGCUUUGUAGUCUAUUAUAAACCUAGGACUUGUCAGUUCAUAAUAAGUCUAAAUAAAUACUUGGAAGCAGUCAAUAACAAGUUUUCUGUUGGCAUGAGAUUCAACAUGAGUUUUGAGGGAGAGGAUUCUCCAGAGAGAAGGUUUUCAGGAACUAUAAUUGGAGCUGCAGAUAUUUCACCUCAUUGGCCUAACUCAAGCUGGAGAUCACUAAGAGUUCAAUGGGAUGAACAAACAUCUAUAAUGAGACCUGACAGGGUAUCACCUUGGGAUAUAGAACCACUCACGUCUUCCGCAGUCACAGGUCUAUCUCAACCCGUUUCAAAAAACAAAAGGCCUCGACAACCAACUCCAGCUCAUGAUGGCGCUGAUUUGACUAAGCCAGCGCAUUGGGAUUCUGGAUUGGCACAGUCACAUGAUGGUAAACAAUGCAGUAAUGCAGCUGAAAGCAGAAAAGGUGAAAAUACUGAAUUGUGCCACCAUAGAGAGACAGAUUCCAUCAGCAACAGCUCAUGUGUAUCAAGAACACAGACUGACACCUGGCUAUCUACCCGAUCCAAUAGUUAUAAACACCCAGUACAUGACAUGGCGCAGGAUUAUAAAACUGUGCCUGGCGGUGGGUGGUCCUUUCUGUUAGGAACCUCAACCUGUCACUUGGCUAAGUUAAGUGAUGAUCAAAUACAUGACCCCAUUGAAAAUGGGAGGAACGGUGAAACAGUAGCUAGUUGUAGAUUGUUCGGUAUUGAUCUUAAUCAUUUGGCUGCUGAGAAAGCAUCUCCUCAACCAAGCAGUGUGUCUAGCGACACAGAUGGGCGCAUCAGUACCUUGUCAGUGGCUCAGUCCGAUCCGAAAUCUGACAACUUGGAGGGCUCUAUAGAAAGAAAAUCAGAACCAUCACAAGCAUCUCUGAAGGAGAUUCAAUGCAAUCAAAGUAGCUCAGCUAACACUAGAAGCCGCACCAAGGUUCACAUGCAUGGAAUGGCCGUGGGUAGGGCAGUGGAUUUAACCAUCUUAGAAAGCUAUGACCAACUAAUAGAUGAACUUGAGAAGAUGUUUGAUGUCAGGGGACAGCUGUGUGCUCGAGAUAAGUGGGAGAUAGUAUAUACUGACGAUGAAGGGGAUAUGAUGCUUGUUGGAGAUGACCCAUGGGAAGAAUUCUGUAACAUGGUGAGAAGAAUUUUUAUAUGCUCUAGGGAGCAAGUGAAGAAUAUGAGCGCAGGAAACAAGCAGCUGACUCCAACAGAAGUUGAAGGGGCUUUAGUACUCCCGGAUUCCCCCGCAGUUUGAGAUGGGAACUUAAUUUUUGUUAUUUAAACUCCACUUCAGAUGUCUUUCCCUUGUUUGUUUGUUUCGUUAGAGCUUGUUUGGUAUUGGGUCGAUAAUAAAGUAUGAAAUUGAAAGUGGCAAAUGAAAGGCUGUUUAUGUGACUGCACAUUUUUUAGAGCCAAUUAGAAGUCAAACUGGCUUUUAAUAACACGAAAGUCUCGCUAGGAGCCAAAGGAGUGGAUUGGAUGCUCGGUGUAAUAAUGCAUUAUAUCAGUAGGAUUUGGUUUCUGGGGAUGGUAUGAGUUUGUGUGAGCCUUCUUUCCUGAUCAAUGUAAAUAUGUAUUUUCUGGACUUCGAUCAUUUAUAACUAGGCAGAAGACUGGAAGCAUCAUUUGAUGCACAAGUUUCAAGAAUUUGAACGCGUUCAAAUGCAAA